Exophiala bonariae is the source of this 1332-nucleotide messenger RNA. RefSeq lists its product as uncharacterized. The record is from RefSeq and is a predicted model, not a curated record. The transcript has 4 exons. NCBI's taxonomy places the organism in Eukaryota, Fungi, Ascomycota, Eurotiomycetes, Chaetothyriales, Herpotrichiellaceae. The coding region runs from base 1 to 1332 and encodes 443 amino acids.
AUGUCUGGUCUGCUGCCACUGGAGCUGAUGCCCGGGCAAUCGCCGCCGAUUGCCAUAGUCACUCCCACUGAUCAACGUGGGGUUUUGUGGAUUGUGACCUGGUUCUGCCUUGCGACUGCUGUUGUUUCUCUCUUGAUCAGAGUUUAUGUACGAAUUGCGUUCAGUCAGUCUUAUGGAAAAGAUGAUAUCUCCAUAUUUGGCGCAUUUAUAUCGUUCAUCGUUCAGUCUAGUAUUGCGAUAUAUGAAGUUCGAUUGGGCGUUGGCCAAACGCUUCAGGAUGUGAGGCCUGAGAAUCUUCAACAACUUCAAAAAGCUUACUACAUCUCAGAUUUAUUCUAUGUAAUCACUAUCUGGAUCGCAAAAUGUUCUGUCAUCCUUCUCCUCUUACGCCUUACUGCAAAGACGGAGCAAGCUCUUGUCGCCAACAUUAUCCUAUUUGCCACCAUUGUACUUGGUGUCGUCUCGUUACUCAUAACCGCUCUGUCGUGCGACCUCAGUUCCCCAUGGAUUUUCAUUGGGAAGCAAUGUUCAGGACUUGCACAACGAAGAAAAGCGGUGGCUGCUUUUGACAUUUUCACAGAACUGUCUCUGUUUGCGACUCUUGUACUUAUCGUGUCCUCCGUCCAGCUCCGACUCAGCAAAAAACUUGCAGUCAUCUUGGGGUUCACUUUUCGUUUGUUAUUAUUUUUCCCACUAGGCUUCCGUCUCCAUUAUAUCCUUGCAGCCAUUGAUUCUGCCGAUCCGACGCUCAAGUCAGUGAAUGUUGUUAUUACAUCCCAGGUCCAGCUUUCUGCGGCUAUCGUCAGUGCCACGAUUCCCUGUUUGCGCCCUUUUAUGGCUGCGACGUACACAACAUGGGGUGGACGUGUGGAUACUGUUUCGGGUUCAGGUUAUCAAAAAGGUGCAUACGGUUCUGGGAAGGAGGAAGGCUCGCAUCUUAGCCAAGGCACAAAAAUCAAAGGCUUUCUAUCUCGGCGAAUAGAAAGAAGUCAAAAUACUACCGGCGCAGAGCACAGCCAAGACAUUGCGUUAGAGCCUUUAGCCACACGUCGAAAGAAAGAGUCGCAAGGAUGGGAAGAAAUCGCCAGUACCUUGGAAGAUCAGGGUUCUAAACAAUACUCCUCCGCAGCGUUCGACGAACGAGAGCAUGAAUAUGACAGCAAGAUCAGCACCGGAAAUCUAGUUCAGGAAGACCAGCAAAGUUCCGACAGCCAUGAUAGUCAGAGGAUGAUUAUUCGACGCGAUCUUGAGUGGAGUGUACGUUACGAACAUCGUCCCAGCCUCAGUGGUGAUCAUAUUGAGGAGCAUGGAGAGCGCGCCAGGCGGUUUUGA